Chondrus crispus (carragheen) is the source of this 3034-nucleotide messenger RNA. Its product is annotated as Trehalose 6-phosphate synthase, family GT20 / Trehalose 6-phosphate phosphatase. Gene Ontology annotation, biological process: trehalose biosynthetic process. The record is from RefSeq and is a predicted model, not a curated record. Gene Ontology annotation, molecular function: catalytic activity. NCBI's taxonomy places the organism in Eukaryota, Rhodophyta, Florideophyceae, Gigartinales, Gigartinaceae. Gene Ontology annotation, cellular component: cytosol. Bases 1 to 2859 code for a protein of 952 amino acids. The transcript has 2 exons.
AUGGCAGGCACCGAGGAGCCACCCCGCGCCUUCAAUCCGAAUGAUACCCACGGUUUCCAAAACGUCGCCGAUCCCUUGGUCGAUGCCAAGGUCGAUCACUGGGAGGAUUUCGAGGAAAACAGAUUCGUUGAUACCGAGGGCGGCGCCAAUAUGGUCGUCAACGAGGGGGUCUUUGGCACCUUGAAUAACCUCGACGAGGACCGUGUCCAGACCGUCGCUCGUGGCUUGGCGAGACAGCAUUCCCUGUCGAGGGAGAGAGAACUCGAGGCGGAGGGCAGAUCGGCCCCUGCGAGUCCCGUCAGCAUCGGCUCAGACCAGGAGGGCCUCAUCAUCGUCCUGUAUCGCCUUCCUGUCAUCGCGACGUGUGACCCCGACGGCAAAUGGUCCUUUGCCUGGGAUGACGACGCCCUGUAUCUCACGUCCACGGGCUUGCGCAGAGGCUUGGAGGAGCUCAAAAUCAAGCCCCUGUGGAUCGGCAUUAUUAAUACUGAUACCCCCAUUCCGCCCGCCGAUCGCGACCACAUCUCCAGAGUCCUGUUAGACGACUUCAACGCCGUGCCCGUGUAUUUGCCCCAGGAGACCCGCACCAAGUUUUACCAAGGCUUUUGCAAAGAUACCCUCUGGCCGGCUUUUCAUAUGCUCACCAACGUCAGCACCGAUGGCCACACCAAGCGCUUUGAUCAGGAAUCAUGGCAUGCCUACCAGCGCGUCAACAGGACUUUUAGCAACAUUAUCGUCGAGCAUUACGAGAAACAUCUUAUCUGGGUUCAUGACUACCAUCUCAUGCUGUUGCCCUACUACCUGCGCAUUAAGCUAAGCGGCGUCAAGAUUGGCUUGUAUCUCCACAUUCCCUGGCCGAGCUCCGAGAUUUUCAGAAUGAUGCCCGUGCGGAACGAGAUCUUGAAGGGCUUGCUCAGUGCUACCAUGCUUGGCUUUCACCUUUUCGAUUACGCUAGACAUUUUCUUUCUGCUUGUGUUAGGCUGCUCAACCUUGAACAUGAGGCUCGCCGCGGAAGUCUCGGUAUUGAGUAUGAAGGACGCCAUGUCAUGAUCAGGGUCAGUCAUAUCGGGGUUGAUCCAGAGCGCUUUAAUGACCGAAUUGGCGUCUCUCGCCUACGACAAAAGGCUGCAGAGCUAGAGGCCAAGUAUCCUGGUAAGACCCUGAUUGGAGCCAUUGACGAUCUGGAUAUCAUCAAGGGUAUUGCCUUGAAACUUAUCGCGUUUGAAGACUAUCUCUCCACGUCGUCAGAGCGCGUUCGUUCGAACGUUGCCCUCAUUCAAGUCGCGAUUCCAAAAGCAGCCAGAGUGAAUGUUUCGGUGCGACAAGAAAUUCGAGAACUGGUUGACAAGAUCAAUUCUACCUAUGGUACCGCGGAUCAUAAGCCCGUCCUGUACAUUGAACAAAACAUCACUUUUGAUGAGAGAAUGGCUUUGUACUCGGUUUGCGAUGCCUUGCUUUUGACACCAAUUCGAGACGGCCUCAAUCUCAUCCCGUACGAGUAUAUUGUGUCAACUCCGCAGGGUAAAGGACAGCUCAUUCUUUCGGAGUUUACAGGUUGUUCACGGGCUCUGUCUUCUGCCGUCCGUGUGAAUCCAUGGAACGUUGAUGAGCUAAGGGAUGCCAUCGACAACGUUAUUCAAAAGAAGGAAACAAGGGCAGCUGAAAUUCGACUGAAGCAUGAGGCGGAUCGUAAGUAUGUUACGUUGAACAGUUCGUCCAAUUGGGCGGAGUCCUUCCUUGGAGACCUGAGAGAGGCUUCCGAGUCCGUGAAGGAAGUUGUGAGACUGGGUUUGAGCCGAGGUCGCGGCUUCCGCAAGAUCGAGUUUGAAGACUUCACUAUGUUGAAUGCAAGAACGGUCGUUAAGGCAUUCCGGGAGUCAGAGAGGCGAUUAUUCCUAUUCGAUUAUGACGGAACACUUACACAAAUUGAAUCCGAAAGCUCUCGAAUGGCACACACGUGGGCAAGACCAACCGAGGAUGUAAUGCGCAACCUGGAACUUCUGUCCAAACAGAAGAACAGCACAGUGGUAAUUUUAUCCGGCCGAGGCACCGCGACAGACGGUUUCCAUCUAGCACACAUGAAAUCCCUUGGAAUCGCAGCAGAACAUGGCUUUUAUUACAAGAGGCCGGGUGGAACAGAAUUUGAGAACUUGGCUCCAGGCGCCGACCUGUCGUGGAUUGAAGUAGCGUACCGAAUAAUGCAAUUAUACACGGAGCGCACAGAUGGUUCGUACAUCGAGGAGAAAUCUGCCGGGCUUGUGUGGCACUACCUCGCCGCAGAUCCCGAGUUUGGUACUUGGCAGGCAAAGGAAAUGCACGACCAUCUUGAAAGUAUUCUGAAUACCUUCAACGUUGAGGUCGUGAAUGGGCAAGGGUGGUUGCAAGUGAGGCUUGCAAAUGUCAAUAAGGGUAACAUGGUGGCACAGGUGUUGAGAGAUUUGGAGGAAAGCCCUGACUUUGUCCUCUGUUGCGGUGAUGAUAGGACGGACGAGGACAUGUUUGCAGUGCUCGCGGAGAACGCAGCUACAAAAGACAGUCAUCUCUUUACUGCAACAGUCGGCGUCAAGCCGAGUAAUGCGCGAUUCUAUCUGCGAAGUUCAAUUGAUGUUGCACACUUGAUAGAGAGCAUUAUCGAAAUUGCCCUCCCGGGAAGCGCAACUCACGUUCGCAGUUCUACUUUAGAAGAUAUGCGACCAGUAGCUCUACGCAGAUUGGUAGCGGAAGAAUCAGAAGGAAUAGCGUCGUCGUCAUCAUCAGGAGCACUUGAUAACGUCGAAACGCCGCCGCCAUCAUCAGGAGCACUUGAUAACGUGGAAACGCCGCCGCCAUCAUCGCAAGCCGAGUCCAUAGAUAGUUAGACCUCUCGAGAGGCCUGUAAAAUGAAGCUCAUCACUAUUGGGACUAGGUAAGACACUUGUCAUGAAGCAUAGAUCGAUCAUAAUGUAUAGGUAUUCGUGCGACAAUGAUACUGUACAUUAAGGCCGUUCGCAUGAGUCGGAACGGAAUGAAGAUUGAAAAUGCGUUCUGCUUGAA